Messenger RNA from Lytechinus variegatus (green sea urchin), 2931 nucleotides. RefSeq names its product leucine-rich repeat extensin-like protein 5. The transcript has 6 exons. The record is from RefSeq and is a predicted model, not a curated record. The coding region runs from base 257 to 2419 and encodes 720 amino acids. Lineage: Eukaryota; Metazoa; Echinodermata; Echinoidea; Temnopleuroida; Toxopneustidae.
UCCUCAAACUUUUGAAGUUCCGUUCUUCGCGCUGCAGUGGUAUAGUUGUAAUAGCGACAUGGAAGUGGGCAGACUAACGUUACAGAUUAAUUUUAAGUUGUUUCGACCACUAAUAUACCUGGAUAUAAUUUCAAACCAGAGAACUGUUCAUGAGGCACUUUCAAAGUAGUUUUCAUGUAUAAGAAUGGACAUAUUAGACUGAAAUCUCAUUGAGGAGUAAUCGAAAAGUUCUCCAAUUCUUCGGGAGACGGACGGCAUGGAGGGAGCUUGGCUGCGGGGCCCAGCCCCUGCAUUAACCGGUGGACAUAGCUCGGAAGUUUGCAAAGCUCGGUGUACUAAUAAGUGCAAUGCCGAUUCCACAACUCAAACUCAGGAUUCGCAUUUAAGGACACAAAAACACGGCGUUUAUUGUAGUUGUUUACCCAGGCGAGUAAAUAGAAUUUCAAAGCUCCAACACAUGUACAUAUGCCUAUGGAUAGGUAUUUUCAGUCUUCUUUGCUGUGUUCAAUUGGGUGCAGCCCAGAAUGACACAAACAUGACAACAAUAGAACUGACCACCACCAUCGUGACUACCGAAUUGUCUGAAGUCACAACCGACCUAAUAACCACACUGACCACAGAGGAGAGUCAAAGUGACGAUCUUUGGGUCUAUGUUGUAAUAGCAGCUGGUAUAGUGCUCCUAAUAGCAAUCAUAAUUAUCAUCAUAAUAUGCAUCAGGAAGAAAUGUAGCUGCAGAAAGAAAUGUUGCUACUGCUGCAGAGCUUCCCCACCAUCACCAGUCGAUAAGGAUUUCACCAAACCAGAUAAUAAUGGUCGACAUGUGAAUCAAGGAUUCGAUGGAGGAAACCCCAAUGAUUUUCAGGGUGACACGCAAAUUGAAAUGGAACCUCAACAGACUGGCAUAGAUGACCCUAUAUAUGUAAACACCACAAUCCCGGCAUCCGAGGCCCAAGGGAAUCCUGGUUACUCGCCACCGGAGUCACCCCUUGAUGAUAUGCCCAAUCUUCCUCCGCCGUCUCCGCCUCGAGGAGCAGCGAGCUUCCCCACGGACACCCAUCAUCCAACCAGAGGCAUCCCAUCUCCUUUCAUGGCCUUUCCAACCUCCCCUGUAGAUGAAUUCCCUGAUAGAUCUCCUCCAGCAAUACCUAACCAAGGGUCAACAAACAUCAAGGCAGAACUUAAUGAUAAGUUAAAGGGCCUUCCUCUUCCUGAUGAUAAACCAAAAAAGAAGGAUAAAAAGAAGAAGAGGAAAGAGGAAAGCAAGCCCAAAGCACCAGAGCGUUUUAUCGAUCCAAACGAACAGAUAAGGGAGGAUGUUCCUCUGCCGACCACUUCCAAGUUUGAUCACUCCCAUCGAGGGCCCACUAGUCCACCUAAAUUCGAUUUCAAUCCACAUCUUCCAGCGCAGAAAGAUGGGGGUGAUUUUGGAGAGAAUUAUGAAGAGAUGUCGCCCGUACCCAGUAGCCCUGUCAGACGAAUGUCCCCCAGGCAGCCAACAGAUGUGGACUUUGAUGACGAAUAUGAAGUAAUGGAUCCAAAUGCACUCCCUCAAAAGCACAAUAUUCAUACGCCUUCUCAUUUUACGGGGAAACGCAGCGGACCUGGUGUCAUUCGGCCUCCAAUAAUUUCACCCCCUGUGCCAUCAGGAGAUUAUGGUGAUGAUUACGAAGAAAUGUCCCCAAGCGAAAGACCAAGGCAUCCAAUACCAGGUGGAAAUAUUGAACAUCGUCCACAGAUACCAAUCCCUUCUCACGAGGGGGAUGAUGAUUUUGGUGGGGAUUAUGAGGAUGUCGACAAGCCCUUUGUCUUGCCGAAGAAGAAACCUGCAAAGGCCAAACCUAAAACUCAAAAGAAACCUUUGAAGCUUCCGGUGGUAGAGGAUUUUGGACAGGACUACAGUAACACAGGCCCUGGUGCCAUCUCUUCUAAUACCGCAAUGGAACGACGCCCACCAUCUCUUCCCUCUUCAAAUUUCCCGAAAAGUCCCUUAUCGCUACCACAAGAAGAGCUGCCACCUCCCCCUCCUGAACUUGUUCAGCAGCCCUCUUCACCAUCUCACCAAUUUGAUUAUGGGGGACAGUAUGACGAUGUUGAAUUGAAACCAACUAUUAAGAAAAAGCCGCCAGUGUUAAAACCCAAAGUAGCCAUCAAACCCAGUAGUGGCAGUGCGACACUUCCGGUUAAUCCCAAGCAGCUGAUAUCACCGAUGGAAGCACGGUCGUCUGCCACUCUUCCUCCUGUAUCUGGGAUCAGUGAACAGGGGGAAGAGGCAGAAGAAGAUGCAGUUUACAUGAAUUACUCACCAGACCAAAAGCAGAGACCCACAAAGAAUUACUACAACCUUCCUGUUCCAGCAAAGAAACCCCAGGAGAUGAUCAGUAGCAGUGGGUAUACAUACUUCAGUGAACUUCCAAAGUGAUGUAGCAAUUGAUGUGAGCAUUGAUCGGGGAAACCCCAGCAGAUCUUCAACUGGAGUUUGCUGUACCUAGGGAUCUCUCUGCUGUACCUUGGUAAACUCCCAGAGUGAUUGCUCUGGAAUGACCUGGGUGUUGACACAGACACCAGCUGAUGUUCCCAGAGGACUAGACCCUAAGGUGUUAAAAUUACACACAUUUAGAUUUUGAAUAGCAAAUAUGCUGUAUAACACCCGAUCAGUAGUGGUGAACUAACACCAAACUUAAAGUUUGGAGUAAAAUGACUCGUAUGGUCAGCUACGUGCACUGCUCAACACCACAGUUUUUGCUUCGUUGCAUUGAACUUUAAUCAUGGCUGUGCUAUUCAUGAGUCAAGAAUUCCAUCAUAUAAAUGCGUUUAAAGGUUAAGUUGUUCUAAUGCUUUCCCAGAAGUCACUUGAUUUGAUAACAAUUGUUUUUUUUUUAGCUUACAUGGGUGCUUCUCAAACCUGUUUACAUGAAUUGUUUACAGGUAUAU